AUGCCUGUGUCUCGCUUCGCAGCGGCGUUUCCACGCGGAAAAGGCGUCCUGGUCUUCCUCAACGCCACCAGCACUGAUGCCGUGUGCGCCUCCCUCAUUCUGUUCGAGCUUCUGGACUUGCUGAACGUGGCGGGACCUCAGGCUCUCUGCCCGGUGUCAUCCAACGAGGAACUCCGGGAACAGCUGGAGAAGCAGACGCAGGCUGCCAAUUCGGUGUCACCUAACCAGCGGCUGUCCACUCUUGUCUUUGUGAACUGCGGGAGCCCCAGCGAGCUGUCCGGCGUGGAUUUCUGGACAGGCGCGUCCGUGUUCAUUUUGGACCACAGGGAGUUCAGCCGACAGCAGCUGACCAUUCCUGAGGUCGAUGUGUUCACCCUGGAUGGGACGCCGGACGAAGGGGAAGAAGAAGUGAGGAGAACAGCUGCAAUGAGUGCGCUGGCUGUUGCACAUGCCAAGAGGAGCGCAACAAGAAAGAUGUUGCAAACGGCCAUGGUUGGCAUUGAAGAGUUACGAUCAGACGCAUCCGAUGAGCGGAUGAUUGGUCUGCAUAAUAAUCUCAGAAAGCAGGCUGCAGUUUUCAAUCCGCCAGUAACAGAGGAAGUCAGGCCACUUGAUGAUUUCGACCUCCCCUUUCUGCGACACUCGUCACUGCUGCAGACUCUACACCUGUCGCCAUCCUUGGCCCCACUGUUCAAGAGUUGGACCAAAGAGGGCAGGAAGAGGGUUGGGGUCUUCUUGAUAAAAAUGGGGUAUCCUGAGAAUACACACAACAUGAAAUUCGGCGACUUGCCAGAUGGCCAGGUUACCAACUUCUGGGAUGGUUUCAAGGAGAAAUGUGCAAGGGAGGGUGCCCAGCUUCGCAGUUUCAGGACUUUUCUAUUCUCUGUCCUCGAGACCAAUGACCGAAAAGUAGAAGUGACAGCCAGGGACUGGAGUUGCGCUAUGGAGGGGUUGCUGCAUGAUGAGCACCCACCUGAGCCAUGCUCACCAGUCGAGCGGGCUCUGGCGAUGCUCUCCAACCAAGACAUGUGCCUCUUCCACAAAGGCAGAAAGCUGUGGUGGACAAAACAGAUCAGGCAGACGCCCAAAGGCAGUGCUGCGGCUGACAAGCGCAGAAGAGCAGAUGGUGUGGAUGUGACCUCACGAAGGUCGUCGAGGAGGAGAAUACAAAACUGA
Molecule: messenger RNA, 1176 nt
Organism: Ostreobium quekettii
Lineage: Eukaryota; Viridiplantae; Chlorophyta; Ulvophyceae; Bryopsidales; Ostreobiaceae
Source: the annotation of a GenBank genome assembly